CCCGCCCCUGUGUUGUCAUGGAGAAGGGACGCUGCCUGCGGCCGAGGCUGGGAGAGACCCAGGACAGAAGCGACUUUGUCUGUACAAAGUGCAAGCUGGUCUCCAUGUUGGAAGAGAAGGUUCGAGGGCUGGAGAAACGAGUGUCGACUCUGCGUUGCAUAAGGGAAAAUGAAGAUUUCCUGGACAGACGUCAGGAGAUGCUUCUACGGCCACAAUGUUCUGAAGAUUCAGAGCAGGCGCAGCAGGGACAGAAGGAUUGUGAGGAGGUUUGGCAGCAUGUGACCUCCAGAAGGAGAAAGAGGAGCGUCCAUGCACCAGCAAUGGAGAUACAGAUGCAGGUAAAGAAAUGGAAGGGAACUGCUGGGAAAUGACUGCCAAAUGGAGAGUGCCCUGUGGUCCCCACGUGUGAUGCUCCACUAUGAAAGGGCAUAUUGGGCCUCCUCAGAAACCAGUGGUGCUCAGCCUGAGCAUUGUUUCCAGCCUGGGGAAGCGUCUUACUACUGACUUGAGAAAUCUGGAACUGAACAGUUGUGGGAAUGAGACAUCUGAUGAUCACUCUGUGACUGGGGCUCUGGGCACGACAGAAGCGCCCAGACUUGGCUCACCUCGAGAGGCACAGAAUAUUGGACAGCAAGUAAUUUUUGAAAAUGUAAGCAAAUAACCGUGUUCUUUACAGACAUGAAGAGGGCAUCUUCAGAGAGGCAGAAUCACAGGGGCUGUCCCAUAUGAUGGUGUCCUCAGCAGCAGAAGCCACCACAGUAUUCUGCCAGGGCUGGGCAUGCAGAACUGGGGUUGUGAGCAACUAUAGGCUGACUUCGAACCAUUCCAGCAUCAUCACUCACUUUAACCUGCAGAUGCAUCUCCAUAAAUAGCCUAGUCCAGUCAGGUGCUGGCUGAAAAUUGCAGAUCUUCCUGGAACAGAGAACCUCACUGAGAACCUGUGGGGUGGGAGUUUAAGAGAGAAGCUUCUGCUGAAGAAGUCCUUGGUGGCUUUCUACCAGUGAUUCCAAGUUGACCCAGUUGCUGGAAGAAGCCCUGGCCGGGAACAGCAAGACCAUGGUUAUUUUCUGCCUGUCUCCAACCUUGGAUUCUUGGCACCUAGCGGCUGUGCUGAAGACCUGUAUAGCUCUCUCACAAGUUAAGAACUUCCCUGUUUUAAAUGAAUACUUUGUAGAGUCAUUGCUUACUCAGUACUGGGCAAGGAUCCUGGCCCUUCAGCACCGACUAUAUGAACACAUGGAUCUUAGGAGUGCCAUGGAGAGUGAGAGCAUAAGCACCCUCCGAGAACAGGUCCAGUGCCUCACCAAUGAAAAUGUGCAGCUGCAGGAUAGGAAUGAAAGACUGUACAGAAAGCUUGAAGAACUGCAGGAGAAGAUGGGGAAGCUGGCUGGUUCCAAAACAGACUUGUCAUCCAGACUGGUCUUCAGUGAGGAGGAGAAACUUAAGAUUUCUAAGGACCUCAUUGAUCUCCAGAUCGAGACAAACAAAAUGAGAGAGCAGUAUGAGGCAGAGAACUUUGAACUGAAAAAUAUGAUCCUGACCCUGGAGAACCAUAUUCUGGAGUUGGAGCUCCAUGAUGAGAAGGUCACUGGGGAGCAUGAUGCCCUACAGGAACGCCUGCACACUGUAGAGACCAAUCGCAAGGAGCUGGCUGAUGAGUACAUCAUUCUGAAAAGCAAUUAUAUGGCCCUGGGCAAAGAACAUGAACAGGAGGUUGCUAAGAAUGAAGAGCUGAGCAUAGAGCUGCUAAACCUGGUCAACACCAGGAGCUCCCUUCCUCAGUCAUGGAGUAACAACUCCCCGUCCCAAGCGCUGGCCAAUGAAACCUCAGCUGAGCUGGAAAGGGUGCGGGCUGUGGUCCACCGCCUCUCUGCCCGGAAAGUGAAGCCAGAAGAUAUAGUUGCCUCUGAACACGAACGUCGAAAAUUGGAGAGACAUAUGCUUGGAAACCAGGAUCACAUAAAAGCUGAGAUUGAAAAGAUGAAGCAAACGUACGAUUCUCAGCAACAGAAGCUGGAACAGAGAGUGGUGGCAAUGGGGAAGGAGCUGCAGCAGUCCAAGAGAGUGAUUCGCAAUACUCAGCACAAACUGGUGGAGCAGUCAGUGGUGCUGCUCACCUCUCAGAGCCAGCUCAAAGAGGUGGAGGUUGAGAAUUCCCAACUGCAACUUCAGCUGAAGGAACUGAAUGAGGAAUAUCGCUGUCGUCUUACUCAGUACAUCAAGGACCUGGCGGAAUAUAUGGACAGUAAAUCAAAUGCUUCUAAGGUGCCUAACAAAGUACCAGCUGACCAUGCUUACAUGAAGCGCUUUGUGGAUGGCAUGGUGAAGGACAUUCGGGCUGCCCAUAAAUCUCGGGAGGAGCAGCUGGCUGGAGCUGUGCGUAGUUACAAGAAGCGCAUGCAGAACCUUGUCAAGAGGCAUGAAAACCUGCUGAUUGCUUAUAGGAUGCAGCGUGAGCAGAUCCAGUCUCAGGGCAGCAGCGAGAUGGACCCAGGCCCUCCUGAGUUCCAUUUCACCAUCACAGAUUCUGAGCUACUGACAAGCACAACCCAGGAGCUAAACCAGCUGCGAGAGGACAAAGCAAAACUAGAGACACAGCUGCAUGAACUGCAGGAGACGAAAAGACUGAGUGAAAGCUCUGCGCUAGGACCAUCUCUUCACCACAAGCUGGAUGAGGAGGGCUGGGCAGAGAUCAGGAAGCAGCUCCGGGAUUUCACACAUACCACGCAGGAAGAUCUGGAGAAGGAGAGAAGCCAGCUACUGACUCGGGCAAUUGUGGCAGAAGAGCAGGUGCUGGAGCUGCAGGAAUAUGUAGAUAAGCAUCUUGCAAGGUACAAGCAGGAGAUCCUGAGGUUAAGGAAAUUUGUAGGGAGCGAGGCACCCAGAGCAUUCAGUGCUGGGGCUUCUGAUGCUCACUUAAUGCAGAGAUCCAAAAGGACCAUCAGCCAUGAACUGUAGCUUUUGCCAUGGCCCUGACAAGCAGCAGUCAUUAGUUCAUCAUAGGAAAGACAAGGACAUAAAACUGAGUGGCUGCCUGGCUGUAAUAUUCAGUGCUCUGUCACACCAAGAGAUAAUCCACUCCAGCGAGCGCUCUUCAUACUGGGGCCCUCUUACUAGAGGACUAGGACUUGCUGAGAAGGAAAUCAGCAGUAUACAUUUGACCCUACAGAGGUAAAUAAAUUUACUAAAAACAGAUCAAAACUCAGUGUUUUGUUCCCCCUUUAUCUUGUUUUGUGAGGUUUCCCACCCUCCAGCAGGCCAUAAAGAUUUCCCUUUCAUUGCAGAAGUGCUCAGUAGCCGCAGAGCACCACUGCUGGUACCUCAGGGUGGUGCAGCACCAGAGUGGGUUGAACCAUCACCCAAACUUAGUCUACUGCAGAGCUGGUGGACUCAGCUUACUAUGCACCUGAAUUAACAGGUUCCCUUCACCUUCUGCUAGACAGUUGCCCUUACCAUUGUAACAGCUGCAAAGUGCUGUGCUUCACUGGUGCUAACUCCCACCACCUCGCCCCUGUCUGAGCUGGAGAGGAGUAGAAGUAGGUGUCAUAACUGUUCAUGUGUUCCUUAGGCAUUUCAGCCGCCACCUCUGCUAAGGGUCCACUGAGCUGCGGCCUCAGCUCUACCAUGUACUGGUCUGUAGUGAUGCUGUAUCCAAGGCAGGCCCUUUCAAAAUUUUCUAAGAAGGUCUCAGUAUCAUCGCCUGCCUUGUAGGUGGGGAAUUUUCUGGGAUGGGAAGUGGUACCUGGAGAGGGGUUGUUAGGAUUGGCUGUUGUAUCCGGCCUAGCCCGUGCUAAUUCCAGUUCAUGCUUCAUCUCUUUUUCUCUCAGCUCCAUAGCUCUCUUGUGGGCCUCCUCUUUGGCUUUCUCUUCAGCUUCUUGCUCGAGUUUUUUUAAUUGAAGUAGUCUCUGAUGUUUUUUUUUCAUUUUCUUCUGCUUCUAGUCUGGCCAGUUCUAUUUUGUUAGCUACUUCUUUGGUAGUCAUUUUCCUGUUUUCUUGUGCUGGGCCACACCCCUCUGCAGUUGACUGAAACUGGGAUGUACUCAGCUCAGGCUGCUGCUGAGGUAAGAGACUUUCUAACUAGCUAUCCCCGAGUAGAAAGAAAAAAAAAAAAACAAUUCAGCUUGUAAAUUCCUUUUACCAGCUGUUUGCUCAUUGAUUGAGCCCUUCUCUUUAACAAAGACCCUUGUUUAAAAAAAACUUAACACCUCUGCCUUCAGGCAAGGAGAGAUAAGAUAUGCAUCUACCUUCAGCUCUGCUUUCCAAGCAGCUAGAAAGGAGAAAAAAAAAAUUUUACUGGCUGUUGGUUUAAAAUGAUCCCACCGCUCUGCCACCAUGUCAAGGCUGCUUCCCUGCUCUGAACUUUAGGGUACAAAUGUGAGGGCCUGCAUGAAAACUUCUAAGCUUAACUACCAGCUUAGAUCUGGUCCGCUGCCACCAUUCCCAAAGCUAAUUCCCUUCCCUGGGAAGUCUUGAGAGACCUGUUCAGAAAGAUUUGGAAAACCUGGAUUGAUGUCUGGUCCCUCUCAGUCCCAAGAGCGAACAACUUCCCACACAAA
Molecule: messenger RNA, 4556 nt
Organism: Malaclemys terrapin pileata
Lineage: Eukaryota; Metazoa; Chordata; Testudines; Emydidae
Gene: CCDC78
Product: coiled-coil domain containing 78
Exons: 21
Coding region: 1057-2958 (633 amino acids)
Cellular component (GO): cytoplasm
Source: RefSeq, a predicted model, not a curated record